This is a messenger RNA of Topomyia yanbarensis, 1095 nucleotides long. RefSeq names its product protein phosphatase 1 regulatory subunit pprA-like. Gene Ontology annotation, molecular function: protein binding. The coding region runs from base 51 to 1037 and encodes 328 amino acids. The record is from RefSeq and is a predicted model, not a curated record. The transcript is spliced from 2 exons. Lineage: Eukaryota; Metazoa; Arthropoda; Insecta; Diptera; Culicidae.
UAUCGCACACGUGAGCUAACGGGAGCAGCUACAUACGUCAUCCUUGUUGUAUGUGGUGGGCAAACAAAACGAGCAGCAGUUAUCAGUACGCUUCGAACCGACCAGCUGACAGGAUGAUCCUUCUACAUUUUAUCUCAUUACUCGUAGUAGUCUUUGAAGUUGCGAUCGCAGAUCGCUUGAACAUCUGCCAGGAUCAGUUCCGGUUACGUGAAGGUUUCUACGUUUACAACACAAACUGUCGAGAUUUUGAUGACGCGGCACUCGCGGAAGCCAGUUUCAACGAAGAUCGCGUCCUCUGGAUCCGAAACGGGACAAUCGAAAGCAUUGAUCGGCUGUUGAAUGGUAGCUUUUACAAUAUUACGAACUUGAAGAUUACUAAUCUGGCUGCCGAAGGGAGUACCCCGAUUCCGGUGUUUCCGAUCGAGGCGGCACGGUUUUCGAUUCUUGAUCUGACGAAUAAUGGUAUCGAACGGUUGGAGAUCGAGGAAGAGGACUUCCGGCUGACACAUUUGGAUGUUCGGAAGAAUAAGCUGACGGAGCUGGGAAAUAUUACGCUGCUGAGGAAGUUGGAGUCUUUGAAGGCUGACGGGAACCUCAUCGAGAGUAUUUCUUUUGAUGAAAUGAAAAAUUUGUCGGAUUUGUUAGUGUUGUCCUUGGCGAGUAACAGGAUCAAAAGUAUUGUCGCUUCGGAAGAGAUUUCAUUAUUAAAACUACGCUCGCUAGAUAUUUCCGACAAUCAGUUAACGAGUUUGGACGUUUCACUGUGGCGUUUCCCUGAACUCGGAAGUUUCUAUUUGCACGAUAACGCGAUCAGCAAAGUUGAUGGACUGCGAGGAAAAUUUCCUAAAGCUUGGGAUAUUGCUAUGGGAGGACGUAACAACUGGAACUGUGAUUGGUUUGAUAGUUUGCUGCUGUUCCUGAAGCAAGAUCGACAGUUUGCAAUGCAGAUGUUCGGGGAUGAACCCAAGUGUCCGAAUGAAACCCGAAUGGAUGGGUUCAUCUGUUGCCAAAACUCAACCGCUCAAGUGGAUAAAUAAUUAGGUAAUAAAAUGUCGUCCCGUACACGAAGCUACAGGUCAGAGAGAAAACACAGGA